Molecule: messenger RNA, 3553 nt
Organism: Helianthus annuus (common sunflower)
Lineage: Eukaryota; Viridiplantae; Streptophyta; Magnoliopsida; Asterales; Asteraceae
Product: probable serine/threonine-protein kinase PIX13
Exons: 4
Coding region: 1601-3304 (567 amino acids)
Biological process (GO): protein autophosphorylation
Cellular component (GO): plasma membrane; plasmodesma
Molecular function (GO): ATP binding; transmembrane receptor protein tyrosine kinase activity
Source: RefSeq, a predicted model, not a curated record
CCUUUUUAAAACAAAUAAACCAUUAAAAAGUUUUUUUUAUUGGUCCUGAUAUUUUAUAAAAUAUUUAAAAUAAUCCGUUAGCAUUUUCUAUUAAGAAUGUUUUUUCUUUUCUUGCAUUCUUACAAUUAUUUAGAAACGUUGUUUUCAAAUAUAUGUGUGUAUAUAUAUUUUUAAAAUAAAACAUUUAAAAAACAUGUUAAAAGAAGGUAACCAAGUAUUUUUGAAACACUAGAAAACCUGUCUAUCGAAAGAACAUUUUGGAAAAAGUUAAAUAAAACAUUUUCAAAAGAAUCUAAAAUUUAAAGAACCUCAAAUAAAGUAUCAUGAUUCUUUUUCUAUUUUUUUAAACUUCUCUAUAAAAACCCCUCAUAAAUAGAAGCUUUUUUUACACACAAUUUUUUUACACAUACAAGAUUAGAGCUUACACAAUGUGUAGAAAAGUAUAGAACAAGAAGGUACACAUAAUAUAGUGACAAAAUGGUGACAGAAAACAUUUAUUGAUUAAACCAACCCAGAAAAACACCUAACCAAAUCCUAGAUCUUACAAGAGUAAGGUCUGUCAUAACAACAACAAUACAAUGAUCAACCGAUGAAAUACCAGUUGAUCACAAUCAAGAGAAUACAAGAUACAGUGAUCUAAAUAGAUCAACAAGAUGAGAUCAACAGAUUUCUAACAAAGUUAUAACAAUCUAGAGAGUGUAACAGAGAAUGAAAUAGGGUUACACACAGUAAACCCUAAUCUCCUUUAUAUAGCAGCCUCAUCAAAGAAUUACACUUUGCAUCCUCCAGCUUAUUACCUUAUCCUCGCAGUCCUUGCAACAUUUCAGUUAGAACCUUUAUAUCUUCUUUUCUUACAUUCUAGUCCUCUUUAUAAACUUGUAUAUACUUAACCAACACUUUAUAACACAGUUAUAUAUAAUGAUUACGCCCAUUUAACAUAUGAAUGAUGUACAACACUAACUCAUUUUAACAGAAUAAUAUCAAGCCAAAAUAAUAGAAGGCAAGUAGGCAACAAGCUGCGCCACUAGUCUUUUAAAAACAAAAUUCAUAGAUCUUGCACUCGUAACAUAACUAUGCAUGAGCCACUGGACUCGACUAAGUAGCUCCACAGCUUCAGGUGCGCGGAAGCCAAAAGUGUCGAAUGCAAAUGGUACGAACACGUGUUGGUUGUUAAUGCAUGCUUUCUCGUGUUUUGUCACUUUGCAUGAAACAGCUUUUAAAGGAGUCUUACCAACCAUGAAACCACCAGUCCCCAAGCCCACAAGAGGGGAACCUGUGUUAAAUCCACACACGCAUGUUUUCCUCCCAUCCUUAGGGGCGACAAACAACAUUAUUAGCAGCGACCAGCGUCGGCCCUGUUGCUCCUUUUCCUUGUAGUGUUACGUAAAUAUUUUUUUAUCAAGCGAAAAAAAACAUUUGCGGUGGAGUCGGCUUGGAAUGUUAUUUAAUCGGUAAUUAAAUAUUUAAGACCUAUGUUAUCAGUUCAAAAAGUUAAUAAAACUGUACUUAUAAUAAUGGAAUGUUACUUCUAUUGGACAAACAGCAAUCUAGCCUCAUAUUUGGACGUGGAAUUUCUCAACUCUCACGAGUUUCUUAAAAUAUGGCGUUAAUUAAAGAGUCGGAGCACCUCCGUAUAUCACUUGAGGACAUAAAAAUAGGCACAAAAAACUUCACUACUCUUAUUGGAAAAGGUGGAUAUGGAAACGUUUACAAAGGAGAACUCUCACUUUUUGGUAAACUUACUACUGUUGCUGUAAAGAGAUUAGAUGUUCACAUUUCUGGUCAAGGAUUUAAAGAGUUUUUAACCGAGAUUCAUUUGUUAUCCCGAUAUAAACAUCCAAACCUUGUCUCCCUUCUUGGCUUUUGCCACGAAGGAAACGAAAAGAUACUUGUUUAUGAGCACGCUGAGCAUGGAAGUCUCGAUAAGUUUUUACGUAAGGAUGCAACUGUAUGUCCCUUGACAUGUAAGCAAAAGAUUGAUAUAUGCAUUGACGCAGCUUGCGGUUUGGACUAUCUUCACAACCAUGUUGCUGAAAAUUACAGGAUUAUCCAUAGGGAUAUAAAAAGUGCAAAUAUUCUGUUAGACCACAACUGGAAAGCCAUGAUUUCUGAUCUUGGACUUUCCACAAUAGGCCGUGCAAACGAAAAUGAUUCUUUCCUCGUUACCAACGCUUGUGGCACACCUGGUUAUUGUGAUCCCAUAUAUAGGGAUACCCUGGUACUCACAAAAGAAUCCGAUGUUUAUUCAUUUGGCGUGGUAUUGUUUGAAGUCUUAUGCGGAAGGUUAUGCUUUAUGAAUGUAAAUGAUGAACAUAGAUUUUUUGCCACUUUGGUCCAAAGCUACUAUGAGAAGGGUAAAUUACAUGAGAUUAUUGAUCCUGAUAUGAAGCAGCAAUUGGACUCGAGUUCCUUGCAUAAGAUCUCAGAGAUUGCGUAUCAAUGCUUGCGUAAUGAUCGAGAGAAACGACCCUCAAUAGGUUUGGUGGUAAAGAAACUUAAGGAAGCAAUGGAAGUGCAUCACUCUAAUGGAGUUAGCGGCAAUUUAGAGACCAACGUCUCAUCUAACAAUGGUGUCGCCACUAAUUCUAAUGUGGAAUCCUCCAUUGACUCUGAGGAUUCAGCAAUCUGGUCGAGCAUGGGAAUUUCCAUGGCCGAAUAUUUAGAUAAAGCUCGCAACAUAUUUGGCGAACCAAUCAGGAACAAAACAGUGGUGCAAAUGGGGCUUACCCCAACCCGAGAAAACAAGGCACAGGUAGCCUACAAGAUGAUGAACCAUGGUAACAAAUAUGACAACGCUCUGCGCUUUGUGAAAGACCUAAAGAAACAAUGGGGCAAUGGGAUUUCUACCCUUUGUCUACUUUACAAUGCAACAGGUGAAACACUGACAUACGCUACAAGCCGCAACUGGUUUGGUGAUAUUGGGCCAUCACCAUACCCGACAAUCAUUUUGAAUGGACAAUGGGGUGCGUAUCUACACACUAAGACCCCAAAGAUUCCAAGUGGAUCUGCUGCAGCCGUAGUGUACCGUGGAAAAUACACAGACAAUGCUUUUUGUGACCGUAUGAUUACUUGGUCUAUCCCAUGGCAAAGAUUCACCCAAGACAACGCGGCAUAUUGUGAGAUCAAUGAAGUGGGGCACUUUGAUGGUGCUGCUUGGGAUGCAAUUUAUAACAAAACACCAUAUGCAGGCCGAGAAAGCAGUGCAAAUUGGAAGGAUUGCUAUACAAGAGUCAGCGUGGAAAGUGACACUUCACCUAUAUAUAAAGCCAUUUUCACACGAGUUGAUGUUGUUACAUCUGUCUAGGCUUACUUAAACAUGCAGUGAGAGUGGGGAUCUUCAACUCGAAUAUUUGAUGUUCGUUUGUUCCAUUCAAAGUAUGUUUACAGUUAUGCCAAAGGAGGGCAUUCAUAUCAGAACUAAUUUUGAAUGGUUUAUGUAUUAUUAGAGUAUUUGAUCCGUCAACAAAAAUGAUAUGUACAAAUCAAUUUUAGAUUUCAAUUAAAUUACAUUAGAAUCCAAGUGUAAGUUUUACGAUCGUCUACUCCUAUUUAA